Molecule: messenger RNA, 3337 nt
Organism: Lytechinus pictus (painted urchin)
Lineage: Eukaryota; Metazoa; Echinodermata; Echinoidea; Temnopleuroida; Toxopneustidae
Product: apoptosis-inducing factor 3-like
Exons: 13
Coding region: 286-1836 (516 amino acids)
Cellular component (GO): cytoplasm
Molecular function (GO): oxidoreductase activity, acting on NAD(P)H; 2 iron, 2 sulfur cluster binding
Source: RefSeq, a predicted model, not a curated record
ACAGUUGUGUUGAUAAUGACUUAGCAGAAAUAUUGCAUGCAUCUGUGUCUGGCCUAUAUUUGCAUUUUGAUUGUUAUUAUUUGCAGAGUAAUUCUUGCGAUCAGUAGGAUUAACACAAGUUGGAAAGGAGAUCAUAUCUGUCAAUGUAAGGAACUUGGAAAGGACCAAAAUUGCUGUGUUUCUCGUAUCAGGUUUUGGGGCAUUUCUAAGAUUGUAUGGUAUAGCUGGUGUGUCCAGUCCUUGUUACUUGAAUGGUAAUUCAUAGCACUAGCUGAGCAUAUAGUCAUGGGUGGGUGUGCAUCUAAAGAUGGUACAGUGAGGCAAGUACACCCUACUGAUUCACAUACCAAUCAUCAUCAGGAUUCAACACUACCUUCCACUACUCCCCUUCACUCUGACCCCGCCCACUCCCCUACACCCCCUGGUGACUCCUCCCAUACAGGUGAUGUCAAGGUCACAACAGGUGGUGGUGGUGGUGGUGGAGGUGGGGCUUAUAGGACCGGUCCUGGUCCUGCAGCUAUCAAACCAAGCAAGGUCUUAGACGUGGAGUCUGUUGUUUGUAAGGUGGAUGACAUGAAAGACGGAGAAAUGAGAGAGGUGGAUGUAGGAAAAGGCAAAGCUCUUCUUGUUAAAGAGUUAGGCGAGUUCAGUGCUAUAGGACAUAAAUGUACUCACUAUGGUGCACCAUUGGUCAAAGGUGCAUUAUGUAAUGGUCGUGUAAGAUGUCCAUGGCAUGGAGCAUGUUUCAGUACUAAGACAGGAGAUAUAGAAGACUUCCCAGGUCUUGAUAGUGUUCCUAAAUAUGAGGUCAGGAUAGAUGGUGAUAAAGUAAUAGUCAGUGGAAACUCAAAGGAGUUAGCUUCCCAUAAGAGGGUAAAGAAGAUGUGUACAAGAUCACCAGAUGAUGAUAAGACUGUUCUUAUUAUUGGUGGUGGUGCAGCAUCAAUCACAUGUGCAGAAACGUUACGACAAGAAGGGUUCAAAGGUCAAGUCAUCAUAGCAACCAAAGAAAAACAUCUUCCUUAUGAUAGACCCAAACUCAGCAAGGCAAUGAACUCCAAACCAGAAUCAUUAACACUACGUAAUGCAGACUUCUUCACCAUUUAUGACAUCACAAUGAUGACAGAGAAAGAAGCAACAUCUGUAGACACUGUCCUCAACUCAGUAACCUUCCUUGAUGGAGAGAACAUCUCAUUUGAUAACCUACUCAUUGCUACUGGUGGAAAACCUAGAACACUCAACAUAACGGGUAAUGAUCUUAAUGGUGUAUGCUUGCUAAGAAGCCCUGAGGAUGGUAAUACUAUAGCAGAGAUAGGACAGGCAAAGAAUGUAGUCAUCGUUGGAACUUCAUUUAUAGGUAUGGAGGUAGCAGCUUAUUUAUCAGAUAAAGCAGCUAGUAUUACAGUCAUAGGUAGAGGAUCCGCACCAUACAAGGCUUCAUUAGGGGAGAAAGUAGGCAAGGCAUUGCAGAAGCUUGCUGAAUCAAAAGGGGUCCGAUUUGUAAUGGAAAACGGUGUGUCAGAGUUCAAAGGUGAAGGGGGCAAACUGAAGAAGGUCAUCCUCAAGGACGGCCAGACGAUAGCUGCAGAUAUCUGUGUCUUAGGAGUAGGCGUUACCCCAGCAACAGAUUUCCUCAGUGAUAGCAAAUUAAAGAUGACAGAUCAAGGGGCAGUGUGUGUAGACAAGUACAUGAAGACCAACAAGACUAAUAUCUAUGCAGCAGGAGAUAUUGCAUCAUUUCCUUUGGCAAUGGCUGACAAUAGAGAGGUCAAUAUAGGUCACUGGCAGAUAGCUCACGCACAUGGUAAUGUUCAAUUUCAUUUUGUUUCUUCAUAACAUUCGAGAAAGUGCUGUGAAAGAAAUUUAUAAUCAAAUGCAAAUAUUGAUAGCUCAAUUUGAACUAUAAGGAAACGAUUUAUACUUCUGCAAACAAAACAGAUCAGUAGUCAGUUGCAAACAAUUCAAUUGCAAGACUUUCGGUUGAUUUUAAGACCCAAAUUUGAAUUUGAAAGUUGCAGUGGAUUGUAAGUUUCUUUAAAUGCCCGUUCUUCAGUCAUGAAUUCAAUUUAAUCAGUACAUCACCAUUUCAUACAUCUUUGAGCAUUCUGGUUGUAUUAUAAUCAUGAGAACUGAAGAUGUCAAAUUAAUUUCACAGCAAGUCAAAGUGGUAGACUGACCACUGUUUGUGACAAUGGAAUGUUUUGAGAUGUUAUACCCUGGCUCUUUUGAGGGGAUUUAUAUUAUCUUGCAUGCGAUUCUUCAACUCAUCUUUAUUUGAUUUGUUUCAAUUUGCUUUUGUUUUCAUCUUCGAAUGUUUGGAGACACAGGAUGUUAACAUCUUGGCUCUUCUUAUUUAUUGGAGUUUGCUUGACUUUGCUUGCCCUACUAUAACUCAUUUGUUAUUUAUAAUUUUCAUAUUUGUUUUUUUCUUAUUUUUUUAAUUUCAAUUCUUAUCAUUUGCUGCUGCUGUAUUUCAUUGUGCAACAAGGUUAACAGACUAACUCUACUUGCUAUUGUCCAUUUAUUUAUUUGGCGCAUUACAAAGUAAGAAAUACAGAAAUGUUUGAACUAGUUGACCUUCUCUAAGUCCAUUAUUCUUUAAGUAAAAGUAAAACUUUUUGACACAAGAUUUGGCAAAGCAUGUCUCUUCUAUAAAGAAUUUUGGUUUUGUUUGCCAUUCAACAGAGAUCCUGAAAUUAUUGACAGUAUCAAUAAUACCAACAAUCAUAAUAUUUGUUUGAUGCUUCAUAAUACUGUUCUAAGCGCAUUGUGUUCUGUCUACACAAUUGACAACAGGAAUCUAAAAUGUAAUUGGUUAAUAAAAAUACUUAGCAACCAAGGAUGGUGCCAUGGUUUUUUUAUAAGGGGGGGAGCAAGACUACUCAAAGGUGACAUCAAUUUCUCGAUAGAAUAACAGAGGUAUUAUAGAAUUGACUCGAAUGUUCUUCUUUAUACUCUUAUUUCUUCCCCUUUUUUUUCACUACUUAAAAAUCCCCCCCCCCCCCUGCACUGACCCAACCUACAUUUGAAAAUGAGAGCAAACUAACAAGCAAUAUGAAAAUGGAAGCUUAAAUGCAAACAUGUGCACCUCAAUAUUAAGGAAGAACAUUGAAGUUAUACUCUUUUAAAAUCAUUAUUUUUGUUCAUAUUUCAUUAUUGUUUGAUUGUGAAUGAGAUGAAUUUUUAUCUCCAGUGCAUGUUUUGCUUUGUUUAAUCAACAUUUCAUUUUAGUUUAUUUUCACCACUUAACAUUCGAAACAGAACUGACAGAUUGUUUGGUGUGAUUUCAUUUUUUCUGGUAAUUCCAAUUAGUCUUUCCAUUGCUCAUCCCCCCCCC